Molecule: messenger RNA, 1569 nt
Organism: Desarmillaria tabescens
Lineage: Eukaryota; Fungi; Basidiomycota; Agaricomycetes; Agaricales; Physalacriaceae
Exons: 15
Coding region: 1-1569 (522 amino acids)
Source: RefSeq, a predicted model, not a curated record
AUGGGUUCGAAUGCGACGUCGACCGACGCCGAGCUAGGUCUAGAGUCAAACCUGACACUGGAAGCCGCCCCAUCAGAAGACUCACGGGUGGAGGAGAAGGCCACUGUGCUGAAGGUUGAGAAUGCCACCCCGGAGAAGAAGAAGGUCGACAAUAAAUUUAUCACCACUGCCCUCCGUCCCAUUUUCAAGUCCAGGACCCCGACGAAGACGAAGAAGAAGGUAUCGCUAUGGAUUAGGUGGACUUUGUGGUUUAACACGUACAGAAAGUUCUUCACAUUUACGUUCGGUCUGAACAUGAUAGGCUUAGGCUUAGCUGCCUCUGGUCAUUUCCCCUAUGCCAUCAAGUACUCUGGCGCUAUGGUCGUGGGUAAUCUGAAUUUUGCGAUUUUGAUGCGAAAUGAAAUAUUCGGUCGAAUCCUCUAUCUGUUUGUGAACACUUGUUUCGCGAAGUGGACCCCACUGCGGUGGCGUUUGGGUUGCACCUCUGUUCUGCAGCAUCUCGGCGGUAUACACAGCGGUUGUGCACUAUCGGGCUGCAUCUGGCUACUCUUCAAAGUCGUGGUCAUGUUCACCACGCUUGACGUUCAGCAUGACGCCGUACUCAUCAUGGGAGUGGUCACCAAUACCGCUGUUAUAAUCAGUGCACUCAGCGCCUUUCCCUGGGUCAGAAAUACACACCACAACGUGUUUGAACGCCACCACCGAUUUGCUGGUUGGAUCGGUCUUCUUUCAACAUGGACGUUUGUGAUUCUCGGAGACACUUAUAACCCCGUCACACGCCGAUGGAAUCUCGAUGGAGCAGCUCUCAUUCGACACCAGGAUUUUUGGUUUACGGCAGGAAUGACUAUCUUCGUUGCUCUCCCGUGGAUAUGUGUACGUGAAGUGAAGGUUGACAUCGAAUUGCCGUCGCCGAAAGUUGCCAUCAUUCGUUUCGAAAGAGGCAUGCAACAAGGUUUACUGGGAAGGAUUAGUCGGUCGUCAAUAAUGGAGUACCAUGCCUUCGGGAUUAUUUCGGAGGGAACGAAAGCCAAGUACCAUUAUAUGAUAGCAGGAGUGCAAGGGGACUUUACGAAGGGUCUUGUCAACGACCCCCCGAGGACACUGUGGACACGACAGGUUAAGUUUGCAGGUGUUUCCAAUACGUCCACGCUGUAUACGAGAGGUAUCCGCAUCUGCACAGGCACUGGGAUUGGUGCCGCUCUUUCGACUUGUAUCCAGUCUCCAAACUGGUUCUUAAUAUGGAUUGGUUCUGACCAAGAGAAGACGUUCGGACCCACCAUCAGCGGAUUAAUUCAUAAGAACAUUGAACCAGAGAGAUUCAUCCUUUGGGAUACCAAAGAGCGAGGCGGACGACCGGAUACCAUGAAGCUGCUCAAAGAGGUGUACGUCUCGUUUAAGGCCGAAGUUGUUUUCAUAACGUCAAAUUACAUCGGUAACACUGAAAUCAUGCAGGGGUGUAAAGAGGCUGACAUACAUGCCUUCGGGACGUUAUGGGACUUCUUAACACCGUAUGGCAGUAAUUCGUCUCGACCCGUUCCCGAUACUUUUUGCAUUUAUGUUGAGAUUUAA